AUUGGACGACAUGGUUCACCUCACGGCUGCUAGCUGCAGUCUACUACUGACGGCAGCAGUGACAGCAGUCAAUGCCGUCGCUCUCGGUCAUCCAGCAAGACCACACAAACACGACCAGCUCACUGUUUCGACGACAUCAGGUCGCGUCCACGGCAAAGUCGAUUCAGCGUAUGGCGAUGUCAGACAAUUCCUUGGAAUACCUUACGCCAAAUCUCCGACAGGACCACGCAGAUGGCUCGCUCCUCAAGAGCUCUCCCAACCAAGGACGCACAUCGAAGCCACCGAGCUCCCACUCAGUUGUCCCCAGUUCCUUACCCCAAGCGGAACAGACGUCUACACAAACGACGUCCUCGAAUUCAACCUCGCAGGCCUAAACGAAACCGGCCCGACAUCCGAAGACUGCCUCACACUAAGCAUCUGGACGCCCACUGUCGAAAGUGACAGCAAAACCAAAAACUCACACCAGGCCCCGAACUGCACCGAAAAAGAAGAAUACGACUCCGAAACCCUCCUCCCCGUCCUCAUCUACAUCUACGGCGGCUCCUUCAAAACCGGCGGCCAAAACGUCCCCUACCAAAUCCCCAAUCAAUUCGUCUCCCGUACCUCCUCCCACCUCGUCGUAUCCUUCAACUACCGCGUAAACCUCUUCGGUUUCCCCUUCGCCUCCUCCCUUCCAGACCAAAAUCUCGGCCUCUUGGACCAACGCCUCGCAAUCCAAUGGGUCCAACAAAACAUCCAAGCCUUCGGCGGAGAUCCCGAAAAAAUGGUCCUAUGGGGUCAAUCUGCUGGAGCUGUGAGUGUUGACUUUUAUGGUUUCACGUAUGCUGAGGAUCCGAUUGUGAAAGGGUUGAUCAUGGAUUCGGGGACGAGUUUUUUGAGUGUGCAGGCGGGGAGGAAUGCGUCGUUGCCGGGGGAUAAUACUGGAGCGAAUUUCACUACUGUGGCGGAGGGUGUGGGCUGUGGUGGAAGAGCUGAAGGCGAGGAGAUGGUGGAGUGUAUGAGAGGAGUGGAUUGGAAGGUGUUGGAGAAUUUUGUGGCGAAUUAUUCACGGAGUGGAGCGCAGCCGGCUUUGACGUUUGGUGCUGCUGCGGACGGCGUGGUGGUGUUUGAGAAUUAUACGGAGAGGGCACUGGAAGGAGGACAAGCGAAGAUUCCUGCCAUUAUCGGAACUAACGCCCAAGACGGGGUGCCAUUUGCACCCUACAAUCCCGAUGGAGUCAAUGUUGCGACAGCGAAUGGUGUCACACUGGCAGCAUUCUUCUGUCCCGCGACAGAGACGACCAGACUCCGACAAGAGACCGAUCUUUUGACAUACCGUUACCUAUACAGCGGGAACUUCACCAACAUCUCUCCGAGAGGCUGGAUGGGUGCUUGGCACUCAGCUGAGUUGCCGUUGAUCUUUGGAACACAUCCCAAUUAUCGCGGCAACAGCACGGAACUGGAGUAUCAGACCAGUCAUGCUAUGCAAGAUGCUUGGGUGGCUUUCGCAAAUGACCCGGUGAACGGACUGGCGAGUGUAGGAUGGAAGCCAUAUGAGGAGUUGGGGAGUGCGACUGUGCGGGAAUUCGGUGCUGGCGUUGCAGCACAGGACAUUGAGGUGAAGGCGACAGAGGAGAUGUGUAAUGGGGCGGUGCCGAGGGCUUCUUGAUGGGGUACUGCGGUGUUUCCACAGAUUCUCACACUCAGUCUCUCUCACUCUGCCAUUCGUCCCAGUGUUUCACGAUUGACUCCAGAAUUGACUGACAGUCAUUCCAGAUCCGAUUCCUGUUCGCCAAACCCUUGAGCUCGCCAUUGCGCAUUCCG
Cercospora beticola is the source of this 1803-nucleotide messenger RNA. RefSeq lists its product as uncharacterized. NCBI's taxonomy places the organism in Eukaryota, Fungi, Ascomycota, Dothideomycetes, Mycosphaerellales, Mycosphaerellaceae. The record is from RefSeq and is a predicted model, not a curated record.